CCCAGCACACAAAGAAUGAAUUUGGGGCAGACUGACGCACGCUCUUUAAAUAAUAACGCAUGCAAAUAAGAGUACAUCGGUCACAGCAGUGUGUAAAUGGCAUCAGUGCGCGUAACCACGCCGCGUAAAUUGGUAGGAGUGUUAAGGUGAGGGUGUGUUAGAGGCCAAGUGUUUUGGGAAACCCGCUACUUCAAUGAGCGACAAACGAGAGAAGGGCCUGGUACACAGUGCGCCUAUCGGACUAUGCCUUCCCCAACUCGGGAGGAAAGCAAAGGGGAGACCGGACAGGCAGAGCACGGAGCAACGGACAGCGGCGACAGGGAGAGAGGGACAGGCGGCCGUCUCGUGUGCGCUCUGGAGAUGGAGAUGACAAACCGCAGCCUGCACGGCGACUCCAAAGUGGAUUGUGUAAACUGCGAUGGCUUGAUCAACCGAAACGGCGGGGACUCGGCAGAAGUGUCCGUACCGCUGUCACUUCCCGGGAAGCGGACAGCUCACACGGAGGGAGACGACCUCUACAGACUGCGAAACAGAAAGUUUUUAUUAGAGGAUAAAAAGCGCCUUUGCGCGUUGGCUUUGGGGACUGCUCUGCUCGGGAUACUGCUCACGAUUAUCCACGCCGAGAUAUGUCCCUUCGUUUACAAACCGGGCUCAAACAUUGCCUUAUUCAUCAACUGUUCCAUCAGCCUGUCCACUGGGUGUCUCCUGAUCCUCAUCAUAGCUUUCCAUUAUAAGGACAUUAGGCUGUUUAUCAUUGACCACAACCAGGUGGACUGGCGUAUUGCCAUGACCAGCCACAGGGUUCUCGUGAUCACUCUGGAGCUGUUGGUCUGUGUCAUCCAUCCUGUUGGCACAUACUGGGAGGUGGGAUUCCAUGCCAACUCCUCUUCCUCAGCUCCGCUCUGUGUUUCCAACCACCACCGUGAGGCCCUGAUGGAUGUGGAGCUGCUCUUAUCAGUGCUGAUGUUCCUCCGCUUGUACUUGGUGCACAGAGCCAUCCUGCUGCACAGCAAAGUGCUGCUGAGUGCCUCCUACAGGAGCAUCGGCUCGCUCAACAACAUCAACUUCACCUUCCGCUUUGUUCUCAAGAUACUAAUGAACAAAUACCCGGCACGCACGCUGCUGGUCUUCAUCCUCUUCUUCUGGCUCACUGCGUCCUGGAUGCUUACUCUGUGUGAGAGACAGACCCAAGCAACGACAGGUCACAUGGACACAGCUAUGUGGCUCAUAGCCAUCACCUUCCUCACAGUGGGCUAUGGGGAUGUGGCACCCAACACCAGCUGUGGCAAGGCCGUGUGUCUCUUCACUGGAGUCAUGGGUGUAGCCUGCACUGCUAUGCUGGUGGCAGUCGUUACCAAGAUGCUGGCGUUGAACAAAGGAGAGAAACAUGUGCACUUCUUCAUGCUGGACAUCCAGAUCUCUAAACGGAUCCGCCACGCUGCUGCUAAUGUGCUCAGAGAGUGCUGGCUUCUGCACCGCACAAACCUCACAAAGGGUAACCGUGGUGAGCACCGAAAACACCAGAGAUGCCUUCUGGAAGCCAUCAGAGUAUUUCGGCAUUUACGCCUCAAACAAAAAAAACUGAGAGAUUACGUCAGUGAGAUGGUGGACCUCCCUAAGAUGCAGAUGAUCAUGUGCGACCUCAGUGCCAGUUGGAACAACUCCUAUCGGGAGCUGGAGCAGCGUAUCCUCUCCAUGGAGCAGAAGCUUGACGAGCUGAGUCGCUGCUUCCAACAAACCUCUGAGCUGCUGUCUCAGGUUCUACGUCACCGAAACCCAGAGAUCAGGUGACAUGGCUUCAUACGCUUACGGAAAACAGAUAGUGUUUGUCAGUGUUUCAUCUACAGUACUCAAAGUGAGAUGGUAAAUCCUCUCCACCCGGAGCUGCUCCAGACUCUUAACAUGCUGAACCACUUGAAGGACUGGCAUACCUACUAAAGAUCUCAUCUUCUGGCCCUGUGCUGAGUGCACUGCACAGUGACUCAUAGCUGUAAAAGUAUACAGAUAAAACAAGACUUCCAAUAACUGUGGCGAGGAUCACGCAGCGCAUUUUGAUAAAUCUGUUGUGUUUUCAGCAUAUAUUUAAUAUAUUUGUGACGGUGCACAGGCUCCAGAGCUUGCUCUUUUAACUAUUUGUAAAGUUUCAUUGAUGGGCUUCUGUCAUUGCUUAUUCCUGUGGAAUAAGAUACCUAUUUUUACAUGUUCAUUUUAUUUAAAAUUUCAUGCAAUAUUUUAGUGUUAGCCUAAUCGGUUGUAUAAAAAAACUCUUGCAAAUGCUCUUUUUCAUUAGCAGACAGUUUAAUGGUUAAAUGGUUGAUUAUUGUUUGCAAACAGGAAUUUUGAAUAUAAUACAACUGCCAACAAGUCCUCAUUGUUCUGCUUUCCCCUAACCCACCAAGUGAAUUGUGAAUGAAAUGUGUUUUGAUGCUCAUAACAGAGAAAAAAAAAACCUAAAUGUCAAUUCAAGCACUGUGGAAGAAACCUUUAUUUCAAACUGUGCUUGGGCUUUUAAGGGAUGUCAUCUGAAACUCAAAGAUUCAUGUGAACAUUUAAGGUUGUUAUCAAAUGAUGCAGGAAAAUCUUCUAACAGUUUACACCUGCUCUGAGAACAAUGCAAUGUGAGGGUGGGUUGUCUUUUAGCAACCCACAGCUCCAUCUAGUGGACAUAAAUUAUGUAAACUACAUAAUAUUGAGGACCAUUAACAUUAAAACCAUGAAGAUUAUAUAACAACUAUAUAUAAAAAAUAAAAUAAUCAUAUGCUAUUUUUAAAAUCUGAAAACCAAGACAUCUACAAUGUUUCACAGUUAAGAGCAUAACAUUUGUAUCAGCUGUAGUAAAAACAAGAGGAGUCGGAAACUCCCACACAAACCUCACUGAUAAGAAUGCACUUUGUGAGAACAUUUUGGCUAAACUGGAUUUACUCUUGCUCUGGAGGAUAAACUGGAGUUUUGAUGUGUCGUUCCUAGUGGAUUAAUUUGUACUUGGGUGUGUUUUCAAAAGAACUGAUGAGGAACUUGUUCUAACAUUUCUUACAAUGUAUCAUUUGCACAUGGUGAAAACAUGUUAACAACCAUCCAGGACACGCUUAUAAUUAAAAGCCAUUAAGAAUGAAUGUGUAUGUGAUUUUGCUUUGAUUUUUUUUUUCUUACAAAAAUAAACAAAACAGUGACAAUCAGAUGUCAAAGAUCCCUUUUCAUCUAACACUUUGUUUUAAAGUGUGGUGCACAGAGCUGGAGAAGAGUACCUAGAAGCCAUGGAGAAACCAGCGAUGGGUCCGCUUUGUCAUUCCAAGGGCGUCUUCAAUUGUUUCGUUUUUGCCCCGUUUUUAAGUUGGUGCCAUAUGUAAGCCGAAGGCCUAAAAAAGAGUUGGCCACAGUCGCAUGUAAAGGGCAUUCUGCACUUUCUCUUGACUUUAAGUUUCCAUGUACGUGCAGAAUGCGAUUUCUUCCGUGACUUGCCCUUCAUGUGCUCAGCUAAGAGUUUUGCUCCUGUGAAAGUCUCCCCACAGCUGACACAGAUGUAGCUUAUGGUCUCCGCGUGCUGAACGCAAUGCCGCAACAGGUGCAGCCGGUGCUUAAAAGCUCGGCCGCACUGGCACUGGUGUGAGCGGCGGCCUCGGUGGAGGUAGCGGUGGCUGAUGAUGAGGGAGGGCUGCCGCAAGAUGGCACCACACUGCCUGCAGGGGUAAGAGGCCUUGGAGCGCCAGCCUGUGUUCAUACGUUUCAUCAAAGCGACGCCCUGGCUGUCGUUCUCAAACAUGGCCACAAUAGUGGGCAUUGGUGGGGUGACAGGGCCACAGGCCACAGUGGCUGGAGUUUUGUCAGCGGCACCAGGAGGGACGAAUAAAGGUGCAGAGAGACGGCUUAAAGGCUGGGUGGGUCUACCGAAGGCACCGUCUUUCCCCAAUCGGACAGGUGCAGCA
Perca flavescens (yellow perch) is the source of this 3923-nucleotide messenger RNA. It is a transcript of the gene kcnn4, whose product is annotated as potassium intermediate/small conductance calcium-activated channel, subfamily N, member 4. Gene Ontology annotation, molecular function: calmodulin binding; small conductance calcium-activated potassium channel activity. Lineage: Eukaryota; Metazoa; Chordata; Actinopteri; Perciformes; Percidae. The record is from RefSeq and is a predicted model, not a curated record. The coding region runs from base 244 to 1791 and encodes 515 amino acids. The transcript is spliced from 9 exons. Gene Ontology annotation, biological process: potassium ion transport. Gene Ontology annotation, cellular component: membrane.